Messenger RNA from Penicillium hordei, 453 nucleotides. RefSeq lists its product as uncharacterized. Lineage: Eukaryota; Fungi; Ascomycota; Eurotiomycetes; Eurotiales; Aspergillaceae. Bases 1 to 453 code for a protein of 150 amino acids. The transcript has 3 exons. The record is from RefSeq and is a predicted model, not a curated record.
AUGCCCUGGCUUACUGGCACAGCUGUGACUGCUGGGGGCAUUGGAAGAAUCAGAUUUCCCGUCUUGACGGCGGCCAUCGUUUUGGUCGAUUUUGCCCUCCUGAUUCCAUUAACUUAUUUGUCAUCCUAUGCUCAAAGAUUUGGGCGAUUCAAUGUGAUGAUCAUCGCCACGUUCAUCUGUUCAGUGUUUACUUUCGCUCUAUGGCUUCCGUCGGCGUCAAAUCAGGCGGCUACCUUGGCAUUCACAGUGCUCUUUGGAUUCUGGAGCGGCACUGUAGUCAGUCUCUCCCUUGUUUGUGUUGCGCAAAUCUCUAAAACCGAAGAUUUUGGAAAGCGUUAUGGCACGCUUAUCGCCAUUCCAAUUGCCGGCGAGCUUUUGAAAGUACAGAACUCCACGAGACAGGAUGACUAUACUGGCCUAUGGCGUGAGCGUUUGGAGCUAAAAGUUUUCUAG